Messenger RNA from Cyphellophora europaea CBS 101466, 1338 nucleotides. Its product is annotated as nicotinate phosphoribosyltransferase. Gene Ontology annotation, molecular function: nicotinate phosphoribosyltransferase activity. Gene Ontology annotation, biological process: NAD+ biosynthetic process. The record is from RefSeq and is a predicted model, not a curated record. The transcript has a single exon. Lineage: Eukaryota; Fungi; Ascomycota; Eurotiomycetes; Chaetothyriales; Cyphellophoraceae. Bases 1 to 1338 code for a protein of 445 amino acids.
AUGCCGUCUGCAAGCACGCCGGAGGGCGUCUUCUCCCUCCUUGACACCGAUCUGUACAAGCUGACGAUGCAAUGCGCCGUCCUCAAAUUCUUCCCAUCGGUAGAGGUCGAAUAUGCCUUUACUAACCGAACGCCUCACAUGCGCCUCAACCGCACAGCUUUCGAGUGGCUGAAAGACCAGGUCGCAAGACUGGAGAAUAUCAGCCUGUCCAUACGGGAGCUCUCGUUCCUGCGCAAGCACUGUCCUUUCUUCACCGAAGACUACCUCGAUUAUCUGCGAAACUUCCGGCUUCAACCGGGGACUCAGGUCAAGCUUGAAUUCCGGAACGUUGAUGGUGAAUGGGGCGAUCUUGACAUCAAGGUUGCAGGCCUCUGGGUUGAGACAAUUCUCUACGAGAUCCCGCUACUAGCGUUGACAAGCGAGGCAUACUUCAAGUUUGUUGACCUUGACUGGAGUCACGAAGGACAAGAAGAGCUUGCAUACCAGAAAGGAAAUGCGCUCCUCAAAGGCGGUUGCAUGUUCUCUGACUUCGGUACGCGACGGCGACGCGACUUCCAAACACAUGAUGAGGUGAUAAAAGGUCUCAUCCGAGCGUCGGACGACAUCGCCGGACCUGGCAAGCUGACAGGAACGAGCAACGUCUAUCUUGCCAUGGAACACGGCCUCAGCCCGAUCGGAACGGUGGCGCAUGAGUGGUAUAUGGGCAUCGCGGCGAUCACGGACAAUUACCAGACUGCCAACGAGCAGGGCCUGCGCUUCUGGUAUCAGUGCUUCGGCAAAGGUGUCCUAGGUGUAGCACUGACUGACACUUUCGGGACGCCGAACUUCUUCGAAGCGUUCAAAAAGCCAGUACAGGUCCGUCGACGGUCUUCCGCCGCGUACGAUGCCGCCAAAGAUGCCGCUGCUCAGCCGUCCUUUGCUGAAGUUUUUACCGGCAUCCGACAAGACUCGGGCGAUCCCAAAGAGUACGUCAAACUGGCGAGCAACUUCUAUGAAGCGAAUGGACUGCCAAAGAAGACGAUCGUAUUCUCAGACUCCCUCAACGUCGAUUUAUGCUUCGAGUACAAGCAGGUAGCAGAAGAGCAUGGCUUCACACCAUCUUUCGGUGUCGGCACGUUCCUGACCAAUGAUUUCAGUCACAAGUCGGAUGCAGCAACAAAGUCAAAACCUCUCAACAUUGUCAUCAAGCUCUCCAAGGCCGGAGGUCAGCCCGCAAUCAAGAUCUCGGACAAUGCUGGAAAGAACACCGGAGAAGCAAGCACGGUGAGGCGUGUCAAGGACCAGUUAGGCUACAGUGAACGAGGAUGGGAAGGCGUGACUGAGCAAUCCAGAUGGUAG